Volvox carteri f. nagariensis is the source of this 1086-nucleotide messenger RNA. RefSeq lists its product as uncharacterized. The transcript is spliced from 4 exons. The annotation marks the transcript as partial. NCBI's taxonomy places the organism in Eukaryota, Viridiplantae, Chlorophyta, Chlorophyceae, Chlamydomonadales, Volvocaceae. The record is from RefSeq and is a predicted model, not a curated record.
UAAUUAAAUGACAAUCCACGAAUAGCUACGCAAGGGGCAAGGGCCUUUCGACAUCCCUGGGUGAUCACUAGGUCAGGUCCCUUCGGUAGAGUGGUGCAUCGCACAGUGUACUGCGUCCUGCUCGAGAUGAAUGCCGCCAACCAGGACGGCGCUACGAACGAACCCAGCGCUUCCGGACAUGACGUCAAUUGCUUGCAGCUGCAACUGCACACGGACGAGGCUGUUUGGAUGCGCCAAAUCGGCCACCUAAAGGAUUGGUGCUCAAAGACCCGCAGCGUCAAAGUUGGAAUCCCGGCACGUGUCGCCGCACCGUUGGCAGCCAGCAGCCUCAGGUUGCUGUGGCUUUUUCCAAACCUGCAGCACCUGGACAUCACUUUCAAUAGCACCCACAGCCGCAUGGAUCAGUCCGUGGUGGUGGCCUGUGCGGAGCUGCUGAACCUGACCAGUCUUCAGCUUUCAGGCGGCCACCUGGCUCGCAGUGGUCUCGACCUGGGUGUGCUGACGAGCCUGUGGCGGCUGCGGACUCUGGCGGUGCGGCCCCACAGCGACGAGGAGCUGGAUGGGCUGGAGGACGAGCACCUGGCGGGGGUGGCCCGACUGAAGGGUCUCACCAGCCUCAGCCUGAGGGCCUCAGAGAACGUCACCGAUGAGGGCAUGGGAGCGCUCACGGCGCUGACGGGUCUUCGGCACCUGAGUCUGGUGCCCCUAGGUCUGUGGGUCACUCGCGAGGCCAUUGCUGCCCUGUCCGCCGCCAUGCCCGCACUGGACCACAUAUCCGUCGGACUGCACGAGUCAAGGCAGGUGGCCGUUCUGAAGGGACUGCAGGAGAGGACACCGGCCAGCAGACCCCAGCAGCAGCAGCAGCCGCAGCACGAGGAGGCAGCGGGGCCGGCCGCCGCGUCUGCGCCCGCCAUUUCGUUGGUUUUGAAUUCGCCCGAAGUGUCGACCAGCAGCUUCUUCUCCACACUCACGCUGGUGUUGCGGCCUGCGCUGGUUAGCUUGCGUAUGGCUACCGUAGAGAGUACGGACUCGUCCUUUCUGUUGGCGGUUGGCACACUGGUGCACCUGACGGAGCUCAAGAUGGGG